Myotis myotis is the source of this 6569-nucleotide messenger RNA. It is a transcript of the gene SOX4, whose product is annotated as SRY-box transcription factor 4. Gene Ontology annotation, biological process: anatomical structure morphogenesis; cell differentiation; positive regulation of transcription by RNA polymerase II. Bases 833 to 2233 code for a protein of 466 amino acids. NCBI's taxonomy places the organism in Eukaryota, Metazoa, Chordata, Mammalia, Chiroptera, Vespertilionidae. The transcript has a single exon. Gene Ontology annotation, molecular function: RNA polymerase II cis-regulatory region sequence-specific DNA binding; DNA-binding transcription activator activity, RNA polymerase II-specific. The record is from RefSeq and is a predicted model, not a curated record.
CAGCUGAUUGGCCCGGGCCAAGACUGUGAAAGGAUAAAGAGGCGCGAGGCGGAAUUGGGGUCUGCUCUAAGCUGCAGCAAGAGAAACAGUGUGUGAGGGGAAGAGGCCGGAUUCGCUCCAGGGUCUCUAGUUCUUGCACGCUCUUUAAGAGUCUGCACUGGAGGAACUCUACCAUUACCAGCUCCCUUCUUGCAGAAGGGAGGGGAAAACAUACAUUUAUUCAUGCCAGUCUGUUGCAUGAAGGCUUUUUGGCUUCCUACCUUGCAACAAAAUAAUUACACAAACUCCUUAGUGCCGAUUCCGCCCACAGAGUCCUGGAGCCAGUCUCUUUUGCUUUGCAUUGUAAGAAAGGCACUAAGUGAUACAGACGAUGUCGCUUUCCUGAGCUCCCGAGAGCGCUAGUGAACUGGAAUCAACUGCUUCAGGGGAAGAGGAAAAAAAAAAAAAAGACUUGCCUGGGAGGCGGCGAGAAACUUGCCUUGGAAGCUUCAGCAACCAGCCUUCAAGAAACUCCGCUCCACUUUAGCACGGUCUCCAGACUCGGAGCCAAGAGACAGAGCAAACUGCGGCGCGGUGAGAGAGAGAAAGAGGGAGGGAGAGACUCACCAGCCUGGGAACUAUAACUCCUCUGCACGAGGCGCAGGACUCCUUCCCCUCCGCUUUGGGAGACUUUCCUCUCGCCCACCUUCCGCCCCGACCGGGAGUGGAGGGGCCCGCUCGGCCGCCGCGAGCGUCCUCCCGCUCGGCGUGCGCUCGGCCGGGAGGGCCCGGCGAUCGUGCUGCCGCCGCCGCGAGGCUGUGAGCGCGCGUGGGCGCUCGCCGAGCCGGGGCCAUGGUGCAGCAGACGAACAACGCCGAGAACACGGAAGCGCUGCUGGCCGGCGAGAGCUCGGACUCGGGCGCCGGCCUCGAGCUGGGCAUCGCCUCGUCCCCCACGCCCGGCUCCACCGCUUCCACGGGCGGCAAGGCCGACGACCCGAGCUGGUGCAAGACGCCCAGCGGGCACAUCAAGCGGCCCAUGAACGCCUUCAUGGUGUGGUCGCAGAUCGAGAGGCGCAAGAUCAUGGAACAGUCGCCCGACAUGCACAACGCCGAGAUCUCCAAGCGGCUGGGCAAACGCUGGAAGCUGCUCAAAGACACCGACAAGAUUCCUUUCAUUCGGGAGGCGGAGCGGCUGCGCCUCAAGCACAUGGCUGACUACCCCGACUACAAGUACCGGCCCAGGAAGAAGGUGAAGUCCGGCAACGCCAACGCCAGCUCCUCGGCCGCCGCCGCCUCCAAGCCGGGGGAGAAGGGCGAUAAGGUCGGUGGCAGCGGCGGGGGCGGCCACGGGGGCGGCGGCGGGAGCAGCAGCAGCGCGGGGGGCGGAGGCGGCGGCGCGAGCGGCGGCGGCGCCAACUCCAAACCGGCGCAGAAAAAGAGCUGUGGCUCCAAGGUGGCGGGCGGCGGGGGCAGCAAGCCGCACGCCAAGCUCAUCCUGACGGGCGGCGGCGGCGGGAAAGCGGCGGCCGCCUCCUCCUUCGCCGCGGAGCAGGCGGGGGCUGCCGCCCUGCUGCCCCUGGGCGCCGCGGCCGCCGACCACCACUCGCUGUACAAGGCGCGGACUCCCGGCGCCGCGGCCUCUGCGGCGGCCUCGGCCCCCGCCUCGCUCGCCGCCGCGGGCAAGCCCCCGGCCGAGAAGAAGGUGAAGCGGGUCUACCUGUUCGGCGGUCUGAGCGCGGCGGCGGCGUCGCCCGCGGGCGUGGGCGCGGCCGCCGAUCCCAGCGACCCCCUGGGCCUGUACGAGGAGGGGGGCCCGGGCUGCCCGCCCGACGGCCCGAGCCUCAGCGGCCGCAGCAGCGCCGCCUCGUCGCCCGCCGCCGGCCGCUCGCCCGCCGAUCACCGCGGCUACGCCAGCCUGCGCGCCGCCUCGCCCGCGCCGUCCAGCGCGCCCUCGCACGCGUCCUCGUCGGCUUCGUCCCACUCCUCGUCGGCCUCCUCCGCGGGCUCCUCGGCCUCCGACGACGAGUUCGAGGACGACCUGCUCGACCUGAACCCCAGCUCAAACUUUGAGAGCAUGUCCCUGGGCAGUUUCAGCUCGUCGUCGGCGCUGGACCGGGACCUGGACUUCACCCUGGAGCCGGGCUCGGGAUCGCACUUCGAGUUCCCGGACUACUGCACGCCCGAGGUCAGCGAGAUGAUCUCGGGGGACUGGCUCGAGUCCAGCAUCUCCAACCUGGUCUUCACCUACUAACGGCGCGCGCUGGAGAGGUGGGCCGGGGUGACCGAGGGAGAAAAGGUGGACAGGGAGAGUAGAAAGAAGAAAAGUGGAGGGAAACCAGAAAAAGGAAAAAAAAGAAAAAAAAAAGAAGAAGAAUUAGAAGUGAUGAGCGCGGCCGGUUUGCCCGCCUCGGGGUCGCCGAAGAGGAGCGCGCACGGCGAUUGGGGACCCACGCUCCCAUCCCCCACCCCUCCGGGGACGCGGUGGAGCCGAGGGAGACGGGCCACCUUUUAUUGUUGUUGUUGAUGUUGUUGUGAUGGCAAAAAAAAAAAGCUCCUUUGAAUGUCCUCCCCUUUGCGUGAAGAGACACCCCCAUCCCAUCCCCCCCCCGGGCUUCCGGACUCGUCUGCGCCUCUGAGAAGCCGAGUUGGGAAUUGUCUGGAGACUGGAGGAAUCUCGCCCCUCUCUCUUCGCCCCGUUAGUGAUUUUAUUUUUUGUCGUUUUGUUUCUUGAUCAAGAGAGGAGUGGGGGGGAGGGGGGAAUAAAAAUAUCCAGCGCGCCUCUGGGGACUUUGUCCUUAGCACUCCGCGCCCCCCCCCCAACCCCCACUUUUCCUGAAGAAGACAAGGCGCGGGGAGGCGAGUUUGACCGAUGGCAGAUGUUUGGGGGCCGCGCUGGCUCCAGAGCCAGGACUGAGACUCCAUGCUGGCCAAUGCCCGUCUUUUUUCCUCUUUUUUUUUUUUUUCUUUUUUUUUUUUUUGCCCCCCUUGCUCCUGCAGCCGGAGGAGAUGGGAGUGACCGGCGCUCGGAAAUGACCCGAGAACCUGGUUGGAAGAAGCAGGGGCGGGGGCGACCAGGACAAGAACUGGAAAGGGGCGCGUAACAAACUGAGACGGAUUUGCACGUUGGGGAGAAGGCGGCGGCGGCUCCGGGGCCCCCCGCCUUCCACGUGGAUGAAACCAGCGAGGGGACCUCCCGCGCCCGCGGGAGGAGAGGCGACUGUUGGCUGCGGUCCCGGGCAGUGGAGGGCGAGUGGUUUCGGGGGGGGAAAAAGGUUUUUUUCUUCUCUUAAUUGGAAUCGUGAUGGUGUUGGAUUAUUUCACUGGUGGGGUUACUAUAGCAUGUUCUCCUGUCUAUCUUUUAAAGAUUUCUGUAUGAGACUGUUGAGCAGUUUUUGAAAUAGUGUAGGAUAAUAUAAAAAGCAGAUAGAUGGCGCUCUGUUUGAUUCCUACAACAAAAUUAUCACCAGCUUUUUUUCAUUCUUAACUGUUUAAAGGAUUCAAACGCAACUCAAAUCUGUGCUGGACUUUUAAAAAAAACAAUUCAGGACCAAAUUUUUUCUCAGUGUGUAUGUGUUUAUUCCUUCUAGGUGUAAAUGAGAAGACGUGUUUUUUUUUCCCCUCACCGAUGCUCCAUCCUCGUAUUUCUUUUUCUUGUAAAUGUAAUCAGAUGCCAUUUUAUAUGUGGACGUAUUUAUACUGGCCAAACAUUUUUUUUCUUAUUUUUGUCCCUUUUUUUUCUUUCUUAUUUUACUUAUUCCUUCCUUUUUCUAUUUUUUUUCUUUCGUUCUUUCUUUUUUUCCUUUUUUUCUUUUUUGUAGUUGUUGUUACCCACGCCAUUUUACGUCUCCUUCACUGAAGGGCUAGAGUUUUAACUUUUAAUUUUUUAUAUUUAAAUGUAGACUUUUGACACUUUUAAAAAACAAAAAAAGACAAGAGAGAUGAAAACGUUUGAUUAUUUUCUCAGUGUAUUUUUGUAAAAAAUAUAUAAAGGGGGUGUUAAUCGGUGUAAAUCGCUGUUUGGAUUUCCUGAUUUUAUAAUAGGGCGGCUGGUUAAUAUCUCACAGUUUUAAAAAAAUCAGCCCCUAAUUUCUCCAUGUUUACACUUCAAUCUGCAGGCUUCUUAAAGUGACAGUAUCCCUUAACCUGCCACCAGUAUUCACCCCUCCACCCCAGUCUUAUGAAAAGGGGAGGAGAAUUAGCCAAACACUGUAUGCUUUUAAGAAAAACACAUUUUUUAAACAGAAUACUGUUCUGUGCAAAGGCUUUAAAACUGGUGCAUUUACAGCAAAAAGGGAUCCUGUAGCUUUAAUUUGUAAACCACAUCUUUUUUGCACUUUUUUUAUAAGCAAAAACGUGCCGUUUAAACCACUGGAUCUAUCUAAAUGCCGAUUUGAGUUCGCGACACUAUGUACUGCGUUUUUCAUUCUUGUAUUUGACUAUUUAAUCCUUUCUACUUGUCGCUAAAUAUAAUUGUUUUAGUCUUAUGGCAUGAUGAUAGCAUAUGUGUUCAGGUUUAUAGCUGUUGUGUUUAAAGAUUGAAAAAAGUGGAAAACAUCUUUGUACAUUUAAGUCUGUAUUAUAAUAAGCAAAAAGAUUGUGUGUAUGUAUGUUUAAUAUAACAUGACAGGCACUAGGACGUCUGCCUUUUAAGGCAGUUCCGUUAAGGGUUUUUGUUUUUAACCUUUUUUUUUUUUUUUUGCCAUCCAUCCUGUGCAAUAUGCCGUGUAGAAUAUUUGUCUUAAAAUUUUAAGGCCACAAAAACAAUGUUUGGGGGGAAAGAAAAAAAUCAUGCCAGCUAAUCAUGUCAAGUUCACUGCCUGUCAGAUUGUUGAUAUAUACCUUCUGUAAAUAACUUUUUUUGAGAAGGAAAUAAAAUCAGCUGGAACUGAACCCUAAAUCUUGACUUUUGUCAUUAUUAUGCCUGAAGCCUAAGAUUAGGAGCGCCCUACAGUGUGUGGAAACUUCACCAUCUGCCUUAGCAUUGAAACCAGUGAGCCUCUCCGAAAGGAGACUGUUAAAUGCCAUCUUAUUGAGGAAUAAAUAUUUAGUUCCUCUGGGCCAAAUGUGGCAGGCCUUGACCCUGAAAUGAUGGCAUCGGCUGAAUAUGUGUCAACUCUACACGCUUUCUAGGAAUUUUCUGAGUUUGCCACAUUUUUUAAAUCGCCCUUUGUCUUGAAAUUUUAAAAGGGGGGAGGGGCAACGUGGACCGAAUUCUUUAAAGACAAAACUGGCUGGCUGAUCUUUUCUUAACUUUUAUGUUCCUAAAGCUGCUUUUCUCCUUGACUUGCCCAUGGUCACCACCUAGCAGGGCUAGAAUUAUUUUCCUCAGAUUAAGAACAAACAAGCCUGUUAAAUUAUUAAUAUAUUGUGGAGGAGAAAGCCAUUACCAAUUAAGAAAUGUGAAAGUUGAAUGAUUUUUUCCCCCUCAAAAGCAGGAAGGUUCAUGUGGUGCUAAAAUCUCCAUUUUUGUGUCAAGCCCAACAUGGUUGUUAAUGUAAGUGAAAUGCAGCCAUAAGGACGACCUGGGAGAAGCUGGCUCCCUGAGGGCAAGGAGGCGAGCUCUCCCCCUCUGAAUUUGUGAAUAGCACACACUGAGCUAGUGGAGACUUACACUUUUUAUAAGCAUCAGGCCCACCAGUAUUAUUGAGACAUGCAUGCCUUGGAUGUCCUGAGGCUCAUUAGUAUUUGGUUUGGAAUCUGCAACUUAACUAAGUAACACUAUUAUUUAUUUUGAGGGUUAACAAUUGCCAUUCACAAAACCCCUCUUCAUUUUCCAAAUGUUUGUUAAUUAAAAAUGUGUGCUUUAUAUUUCUUAUAAUUUUUCAGCACUGGAGAGGAGGGGUUAAAAGGUGUCUUUGGAAAUAACCCUUUAGUCAUCCAGGAUUGCUUAUAGGUAAGGGAGUGUCUAUCCUGGAUUGCCCAGCUAGAAGACAUUUUUGGAGCCUGUGGUCCAAAACAAACAACUUUUUGGGGUCAAUGAAAAGCAAUUUCCCCCUCCAAAAUAAUAGAAUUGCCGUGUUUCAAUAUAAUUUCACCUUUUAAAGAUCAUUAUAGCUACUAAUUUCCAAAUUUUUCUUUUGCGUACUUGCUAAUAUAUUUCGUUUUAAUUGUAUUUGUGUUUUGCAAUUGUAGUAUCUUGUUGUUUUUCAAAGACCUUAAAACAACAUGGUGUCUUAAGUCUCUUCAAAGAUCUUUGCAAAAGGAGAAAGAACUCUUCUAUAAAGUGCUUCAAUUUAUUUUUGUUCAUUGUACUGAUAGUAUGAUUGUUUUUUCAGAUCUAGGUAUCAAAACCUUGACAUAAAUAAGCCUAUAUGAAGUAUAUUUUAUUUUGUAAGGUUCUCUUGCUAGAACUAUGUUUAUUUUCCCAUUGACUUUCCAUGUAAGGGUGGAUGCUUUAAAUAUUUUCUUUAAUGAUUUUGAUAAUGUUGCUUUAAAAAUAAAAGCUUAAAUGUGCGUGUCUGUCCUAGGAGGUGACAGAGUAAAUGUAAGAAACAUUUUUGUACUUUUCUUCCUCUGAAUCAAUUUUCAUUCAUAAGAGAUACUCACGUGUUAGGUGGUACAAGGCAUAAUAAACCUGAGAAACCAAA